UGCCUUUGGCAUUCGACCGUCUGUCAGUGACUCUACGAACACUCUUGAUUGUGUGAGCAUUGUUAGAAGUGAUAAAUUAAAUAGAGAAUUAUAUCGUUCAAUUACAUGAUCUGAAGUAUUUCAAUAAAAGCACGAUUAUUUACUUUGUCAAAAAUGAUCAAAUUUAAUACAUCCGCACCGAAUAAGUUAAGUUUGUUUGGCGAGCAUGCGGUGAAGUAUGGUAAACAGGGUCUGACGGCUGGCAUAAAUUUACGUACCACGUUGACAUUCUCCGAAUUACCGCAUUCAGAGGGCAUUAUUCAAAUGUACUUCCUUCAAAUCAACACAGUCUUAAACAUGCCUUUACGACAGUUUCUAGAUUUCUAUCGAAAUUGCACGUUUAAUGAAAACAAUAAUGAGUUGCAUGAUCAAGUGUCGCAAUUUAUCAAAUCUCAUUGUUCGUUUCGCACAGAGCAUCAAAGGGCAAUUGUACAAUCAUUCGUUUAUUUGCUCACUUUCAUUGCCCACGAGGAGAACAUUGAUAUAAAAUCUUUCUGUGUGCAUUUGUCCACGCAAUUACUGAUAGAUGAGGAUUCCGUCUGUCUGGCAUCAUUCACAGUAUGUCUAGCGGCAUGUCUCUUACGUUGGUCAAGAUUGCAGAAGGGUGCAAUAGAUGAUUUCGAUAGCAGCGAUCUCAACAAGAUCUUUUUGUAUGCUGUGCGCAACGAAAGGUAUUUUCACGAAUUUGGAGCGAUCGACGUUGCUGCAUGCACGUAUGGCUCAAUAAUACAUCAAAUUGGAGAGAAAUUGCGUUACAUUCCACUUUUUGAACUAAUAAAUGUGAAGAUUCUGCUAGUCGAUUCAAAACAGACGCAAAAUCUAGAGGCUCAGAUGCAACGAGUGGCAGAAUUAAUGAAGAAAUGUCCCGAGGAUGUCCACUCGAUAUUUAAGAGUAUUGAUAUUGCAACAAACAUGGCUGCUAAUGCAUUACAAGCACUUGGCCCUAUCUAUGCAAGUGAUACAUUUUGUAUGGAAACGAAACGUCUACUUCUCAUGAUAGAACACAAUAUUUUACAAGUUAACAUUAUCUUGAAUCAGAGAUUGCUACGUUCCUUAGAUGUAUCGCAUUUUUCUUUGGAUAAAAUUUUCUUGAUAACGCUAAGUUAUGAAUUAUGCGGAAAAUAUACAGACAUUGGUAGUGGCAGAUAUGCAUACAUUUGGUGUCCUCCGAACACAUCAAUCAGACACAUUUUACGUCUCACGGCAGAAUUGAAGACAAAUAGUUUCAAUGUCACGGAGACAACUUUAGCUUGCAGCGGAGUGAAAAUUGAACAUUAAAAAAUUACGUUCUUCAACAUAGAUAACUAAAUAUGAAACUAAAUAUAAAAAUUCAUUAAAAUUGAUAUUUCACUGCACUAAUAAAAAUG
This is a messenger RNA of Vollenhovia emeryi, 1406 nucleotides long. RefSeq names its product mevalonate kinase-like. Gene Ontology annotation, cellular component: cytoplasm. Bases 154 to 1317 code for a protein of 387 amino acids. The record is from RefSeq and is a predicted model, not a curated record. Gene Ontology annotation, biological process: isoprenoid biosynthetic process; cholesterol biosynthetic process. Gene Ontology annotation, molecular function: ATP binding; mevalonate kinase activity. Lineage: Eukaryota; Metazoa; Arthropoda; Insecta; Hymenoptera; Formicidae. The transcript has 3 exons.